GGCCGGGCUAGGCAGGCGCGCGCUCGGGGGCGGGCGGGGCAAGUCCCGGUCCCGGCCCUCCGCUCCGAGCGAGCAGGCCGCACGGCAGCCGCUCCAGGGCCACCCCGAGACACUCUCUGUCCCCCCCUCUGCCCCAUCCCCGCCCCCCGGCCCACGGUGCGAGGCUGGGAGCCGCCGCCCGGGCCGGACAGCGCUAUCUCAAAAGGGCGCAAAACAGAAAACGCCAUGGCUCCCAAUAAAGAGGCCAACAGUCUUACUAGCCCCAGUGUCGGGCUCAUCUGCCUCCCUCCAAUCUCUGAGGAACUACAGCUUGUGUGGACCCAAGCAGCCCAGACCAGUGAGCUGGAUGGCAAUGAGCAUUUGCUCCAAACCUUCAGCUACUUUCCCUAUCCCAGUUUAGCAGACAUUGCCCUUCUCUGUCUACGCUAUGGACUGCAGAUGGAGAAAGUCAAGACUUGGUUCAUGGCCCAGCGCCUUCGCUGUGGCAUCAGUUGGUCAUCUGAAGAAAUAGAAGAGACUCGAGCACGGGUAGCCUACCAUCGCGACCAGCUCCAUUUCAAAUCCCUCCUCUCUUUUACUCAUGCAGGGCGGCCUCCAGAGGAGGUGCCUCCUUCCUUGCCACCUCCUGAGCAAGCUGGAAUAGUGCCUGUGGCUCUUAGCAAGACCACACAAAUCAAAGGAUUGAAGGUAGAGCCUGAGGACUGCUCAGAGCCACACAAUCAGCAGAAAUCAACAGAGGCCUUAAUGGCCCCUGCCGGUGGGGCAGCCCCCCACCAAUCAGAACCAUGGCACAAUCUUAAAAGCAGUGGCCUUCCUAAGGAACUGGCUAGCAGGAAUUCCGCCCUACUGCAUAGCCUUAGUCCUGCUUCCUGGAACCACUCCCCAGCUCUCCACCAGCCACAGGCUAGGGAUCAGCCCCAAUCAGACCCCUUGCUUGCCAGUAGUCAGAAGCCAGAGUCCGCAUCCAAAGUGACUCCUCCUGCCUCCACUACCUCUUCUUUCCAGGUACUGGCUAAUGGAGGUGCUGCUACCUCUAAAUCCCAGCAGCCCCCGGGCUGUCUUCCACAACCGUUGUCACCCAAUGAACAGUCACUAUCCUCACCUGUGGAACAAGCAUGGCCCCAAAGACUAAGGCACAGCAGUAACUCAGGCCUAGCAGUAACAGCAGGUAGGGCUGGCCCAGCAAUGUACCCUUCCUCAGAUAUGCAGCGCCAGAGAAAGCCCAAGCGGAAAACCAAAGAGCAGCUGGCUAUCCUCAAAUCAUUUUUUUUACAGUGCCAGUGGGCACGGCGCGAAGAUUACCAUAAAUUAGAACAGAUCACUGGUUUGCCUCGGUCUGAGAUUAUUCAGUGGUUUGGUGAUACGCGCUAUGCACUGAAACAUGGGCAACUUAAAUGGUUUCGGGACAAUGCAGUGCCUGGUGCCACAAGUUUCCAGGACCCAGUCAUUCCUACACAACCACCUUCAGCCCGCCCUUUGAAUGAGUGGACUGACGUACCACCUCUGCCAGUCCCCCCACCCCCACCAGAUAUACGGCCCUUGGAGAGCUACUGGGCAGCCCACCAGCGGCUUCAGGAAAGUGAUAUCCCUCACUUGAGUCAGGCAUCAAGGCUUAGCACCCAACAGGUACUGGACUGGUUUGACUCUCGAUUACACGAACCAGCUGAAGUGGUGGUUUGUUUAGAUGAAGAGGAAGAUGAAGAAGAGGAGGAACUGCCAGAGGAGGAGGAGGAAGAAGAGGAGGAGGAGGAAGAUGAUGAUGAUGAUGAUGUGAUCAUAGAGGACUGAGUGGGGACAGAAAGGGAGGUGGAGGGAUGCUACUAAAAGAUGAUCCAGUUUAGUAACUGUUUAAACAAACCAUA
Molecule: messenger RNA, 1862 nt
Organism: Suncus etruscus (white-toothed pygmy shrew)
Lineage: Eukaryota; Metazoa; Chordata; Mammalia; Eulipotyphla; Soricidae
Gene: HOMEZ
Product: homeobox and leucine zipper encoding
Exons: 2
Coding region: 226-1788 (520 amino acids)
Biological process (GO): regulation of transcription by RNA polymerase II
Cellular component (GO): nucleus
Molecular function (GO): DNA binding; DNA-binding transcription factor activity, RNA polymerase II-specific
Source: RefSeq, a predicted model, not a curated record